Molecule: messenger RNA, 975 nt
Organism: Zasmidium cellare ATCC 36951
Lineage: Eukaryota; Fungi; Ascomycota; Dothideomycetes; Mycosphaerellales; Mycosphaerellaceae
Exons: 1
Coding region: 1-975 (324 amino acids)
Molecular function (GO): protein dimerization activity
Source: RefSeq, a predicted model, not a curated record
AUGAGCAGCCUACGCCCCAAAUCAACCGUCGAGAUCGAACCGAUUCCUCCGGAUUCUUCUGCUUCCCGUCAGGAAUCAUCUGCGCCAGCAUCUCCGUCCGCAGACGCACAGAAUGGCCAUUCUCUUCAAAGCGUUGCCCACAAUGCCGUUGAAGAACGAAUCGGACAGAACUUCAACGAGCAGUUCGAAAAGCUUCGGCGAAAGAUACGCAGACUGGGAGGUGUGCGAGAGGCUGUAGACAAUGCAGAGAGCACCGCAACAAACCCGGGUAAAGCCAAGAUUCUGGCCAAAGCGAUUGAUCGUCUGACAGAACUGGAAGAAAAUAUAGGAGACUUGUCCUUCAUAAAUCAGAUCUUGGAGUCGCGUCUUCAGGAACAUGAGGAAUUCCAGGCUGGACACGCGCUGGCAAGUACAGUUGCACAGAGCGCGAUCAGCUCCUCAACGUCUGGAUGUGCUGCAGCCCCCGAAGUUGUCAAUUUAGGGGAUUCAUUGUUACCGCAAUUGCAGAGUGGCCAGGCCAUCACAGAACAGCAAAAUGUGUCUAAGAAGAGAAAGGCGACGGGAUCGCUCGGUUCUGAGCGGAACGACCCCGUCGCUUGCGAGUGUCUCGCGUGUGGAUUCGACUUGGUAUGCCCAAAGAUCGAGCUCUUAACGAAUCAGAAAGAUGAACUUGAGUCUGAGCUCGAGCGAGUGAGGGCCAAUGCAAUCGCCUGGCUUGAAGAACGCAACAGGCUGAUCAGGCUCUUAUUCGAUGAUAACGAAGACCAGCAGCAGCGUCAAACGCAGCCUACAGGAGCCGACGACAAGCCCCCACCAGAGAACAAAAUGUCCGUCCAACGACGAGCGAGGGCGUGGCUCGUUGCCAUUGGCAUUCUUGUUGGGGUUAAGAAGAAGGCUUGUGGCGAAGAGCACCAAUCUACCGAUCGAGCUCUGGUGCAGCUAUCAAAAGACGUCGAAGGACUGGAAUUGCCGUAA